Molecule: messenger RNA, 534 nt
Organism: Naegleria lovaniensis
Lineage: Eukaryota; Heterolobosea; Eutetramitea; Acrasida; Naegleriidae
Exons: 1
Coding region: 1-534 (177 amino acids)
Biological process (GO): lipid catabolic process; arachidonate secretion; phospholipid metabolic process
Cellular component (GO): extracellular region
Molecular function (GO): A2-type glycerophospholipase activity; calcium ion binding
Source: RefSeq, a predicted model, not a curated record
AUGUUUGCAAACCUCUCUCUUCUUCAACCCUAUAGAAGAAGAAUUGUUGUCAUCCAACCUCGAUAUCAUGAAACAUUACUUCUUCUCGUAGCGAUACUAGCCUGUAUUCUCUUCCUCUCAUUCCCAACACAAGCUCAAGAAUGUAACUACACGUGUCCGAGAGGCCACACCAAAACUCUUCGGAAAGGCUACUCACCAAAACCCAACGGCUGUGGGACACAGGGCGAAUUCAACGCCAUUUCCGAUGAACAUGGAUUUACUCAUUGCUGUAACGAGCAUGAUACGUGCUAUACGUAUUGCCAUAAAUCCAAAGAAGAGUGCGAUGAUGAAUUUUACCAAUGUAUGAAUCAUCAUUGCGAUACCAAUAAGAAGAAGAAUUCCAAAGCUCAUUCGGAAUGUAAGAAUACAUCAUCCAUGUUUUUCAUGGGUGUUGGAAUAUUCGGAUGUGAGGCCUACAUGUUGAGUCAGAAAGAGGCUUGUGAAUGUCGAAACGGAGCCAACCCCACACAUCAUCACUCGAAGGAUGAAUUUUGA